GCCUUCGGAGCGGGGGGCGGUGAGGGAAGAUGGCGGCGUGCAGACGAUGGCGGUUGGUGCGCGCGAUCGGUUUGAAUGGCGGGCGGGAGUGGAGAGUGGGCCGCGCGGGGCUGGUCACUGAGCCGGCUCCAAGCCUGACUCCCCGGUACCCGCCCGUCCUCCCGUCCCGUACCGCCAAAAGCAAGUCAUCUCAGAGGCGGAGAGUCGACGAGUUUUUCCAGCGGGUUCACGGGGCCCCCUCGGCGUCCGAGAAGAUCCGGCUCCUGACCCGGAUCCAGCGGCUGAAGUACAUCGUGUACCCGCAGACACUGUCCCUGGAGGCAGACCGCUGGUACCAGAGCUUCACCAAGACCGUCUUCGUGCCGGGGCUGCCCGGCCGCCUCAGCGGCCCCCAGCCCGGAGCUGAGCCGGAGCUCGACCGCCUCAGGUCCCUGGUGUGCGAGGCGCUGUCGCAGGAGAACUUCUACGUGAAGAGGCGGCGUCCGUUCCUGUACCGGGACAGGGAGCAGACGGUGCUGCCACUUCUCGGGAACAUGGUGCCGCGGCUCGUCAGCGCCUUAGCUUCAGAAAACCCGCUGCUUGGAGUCUCCUCUCUGGAUUUUGAACCAGACGUUAACUUUUACUGGUUGCGGGGUGAACAAACUGUUCCUCGGGGUCAUCGGAAAGGACGAGUAGAUCCUAUUCGUUUCCAGAUUGAUGACAAACCUUACUGCCAAAUCCGUGUUCCUAAACAACUCCCUGAGUUUGUGCCCUUGCAACAUUCAGUUCCUGAAGAUGUUCCUGUUAUUCAUGUAGAACCAUGUCGACUUCCACUAUUUCAACGACAGUAUGACAACAAUAUUUUCAUUGGUUCAAAGAUUGCCGAUUCUUCCUGUUACGGACACACCCAAUUUCAUUUUGCUUCUGAUAAAUUGAGGCGAGAAAAACUAAUAAAAGACAACCUAGCUGACCAGAUUGAAGUGCGUUUGCGUGCCAAUGGCAUUGCAAGUUUGUUUGCUUGGACUGGAGCACAAGCAAUGUAUCAAGGAUUCUGGAGUGAAGCAGAUCUAACCCGACCAUUCGUCUCCCAAGCUGUGAUUACCGAUGGAAUUUAUUUCUCCUUCUUUUGCUAUCAGUUGAACACACUAGCUUUGACUGCCAGUGCAGACCAGCAUAACAGCCGCAAAAACGUUUGCUGGGGAACAGAAAGUAUGCGCCUGUAUGAGGCUGUUGAAGGAGACAAUGUGAUUGGGUUCAGUGAUGAAGUCCUGAGUCUCCUUGUUCGCUUCUUACUUAAUAGACCUGAAUCAAGCGAAAGUAACCGAGGUUGAAUGUAACAUUGAGUGUUUGUAUGUAAUUUAAAGAUUGUAAUAUAUGUGUUGAAAUUAGGUAUGUCUAAAGAUUUCAAGUUUAACUGCUUAAAAUACAUUUUUCUGGAAUGUC
Molecule: messenger RNA, 1422 nt
Organism: Stegostoma tigrinum
Lineage: Eukaryota; Metazoa; Chordata; Chondrichthyes; Orectolobiformes; Stegostomatidae
Gene: mrps30
Product: mitochondrial ribosomal protein S30
Exons: 5
Coding region: 30-1310 (426 amino acids)
Biological process (GO): translation
Cellular component (GO): ribosome; mitochondrial large ribosomal subunit; mitochondrion
Molecular function (GO): structural constituent of ribosome
Source: RefSeq, a predicted model, not a curated record